GUGGUGUCGGCGGCUGCUCUUCCCCGGAAAGCAUCCGGUUCUGGCUUUCAGCCGCCACGAGGACAUCCGCAGACUGCAGCGGGUCGGCCUCCUCCCACCGGAGGAUCCUGGGUGGAUCGACCUGCAGGACCGUUUCGGUCCUGGAAGCGCCCCUCCGGGGCUGCAAGCCGUGGUGGCGGGCACUUUGGGCCGUUGGAUGGACAAAAGCUUGCAGACCUCUGAUUGGGAUGUGCGCCCCCUCAGCCCCGAGCAGAAGGCCUACGCUGCUCUCGAUGCCUCGGUGUUGCUGCUCUUGCAUCGGUGUGAGGUUCCUUUGGCGCCCUCUUGGCAGGUGAAGCCUCAGCCUGCCAAGCAGCCUGCCGAAGCGACCAUGGACGCUGUGAAGGAGAGAUGGCUACAAUAUCGCGCCCAGCCGAGCCGCCUUCGCACGCGGCUCUUGGAGGGCGGAGCUCGAGAGAAAAACAGCGACUUGUGCUUCAUUUUGCCUGCAGCUCUCACGCGCCUCAUGCGGAAGAUGCGUGGCCUGGGACUUGACACGGAGAUUCUGAAGGAAGGCGCACCUCAAGGUGAUCUCGUUGAGUCUGCGGAGGCAGAUGACCGGAUCAUCCUCUACUACCAGGCCAAGAAACUCCUGCCGGCACGUGUCGCACACAGAACCUACGUGCUGCAGAGCUCUGCGCCAGACGAGCAGCUGCGGGAAGUGAUCGAGGCCUUCGAUGUCGACGUGGACUCCGACUGCCUCUGCGGCCGUUGCGUGCAGUGCAACGCGUGGGAUUGGAAUCUCGUGGACCGCGAUGCCGUGCGAGGGAACCCGCAGGUGGCAGAGAAGACGCUCGAGAACUUCGACGAGUUUUGGCUCUGCGGUGGCUGCGGCAAGAUUUACUGGGAAGGAUGCUCGCAGCACUGCUACGUAGCAUUUUUUGGGGAAGCUUAUUCCAAAUAUCAGACCCUACAUAGUGAAAUCUAUAAUUGCAUAGGGCCCACAAGGUCUGGAAAUCAAGGAUAUCACAUCAACCACUCUCCCCAAGAUCUUGUUUUUGAUGGAAAUCCCUAUCUCUCGAUACCAGCCCCUGUCAUGUCUCUUUGGUUUUGUUACGAGGCUACACCCCCAUCGAGCUUUGAAUUUUGUUGUUUUGGGGUUUUGGGUCUUGGAAAGGUAUCUAUAUAG
Molecule: messenger RNA, 1168 nt
Organism: Symbiodinium sp. CCMP2456
Lineage: Eukaryota; Dinophyceae; Suessiales; Symbiodiniaceae
Source: the annotation of a GenBank genome assembly